Messenger RNA from Thlaspi arvense, 315 nucleotides. Lineage: Eukaryota; Viridiplantae; Streptophyta; Magnoliopsida; Brassicales; Brassicaceae. The record is from the annotation of a GenBank genome assembly.
AUGUAUGAUGGAAAACAUGGUGUUAGAAUUCAGGAUAGAGCUCUUGUGUUUGCUGCGCAGCUAUCGGCUCAAUAUAUCACUGGGCGUCAUCUUCCAGACAAGGCUAUUGACCUAGUUGAUGAAGCUCGUGCAAAUGUCAGGGUCCAGCUUGAUAGUCAACCUGAAAAGAUUGAUAAUCUCGAGAGGAAGAGACUUCAAUUAGAAGUAGAACUUCAAGACCUUGAGAAGGAGAAGGACAAAGCAAGUAAGGCUCGGCUUGUCGAAGUAAGUACCUUGUCAUUACCGUGUUUAGGACUUGAUGAUGUGCCAGCUUAG